ACAGACAAUAAUGAAGUGAUUAAGUGCUAAUAACAGGAGUAUGUAUAAAGAGAUGAGCCAACAUAAAGGAACAAUGCUAAUAGCUUCCUGGUGCAGCAGCCACUGGAGGAGCUGGAGGAAACAUUUCUAAUCUUUCCAAAAAGGGGUAAACCCCAAACAAAGAUUCCUUGCCAGAACCGGCCUGCUAUGAUGGAAGAGUGUGCGUUGGUGCCUUGAAGCUGUGUAAUCUGGAGUCUACACGUGGGGAAAGCUUCCUCUGUUUGUGUCUCUAAUCUCUAGCUCUAAGAUGCAAGUGAAUCUAAGAAGGAAGAGACUUUUAGGGGAUCAGUCCCUCAAAAGGAUGGGGCAACCAUUAUCUUAUUCCAGAGAGUUCCAGCAUCUGCAUCCUAUCCUCCUGUGUCAGAAUCCAGCACAUCAUUUCCCUAGUUAGAGAAACACUUGGGUCUUUGCCCUUUGUCAUAUUGAGCUCUUAAUUGGCUCAACCCAUCACAUUGCUAGAUAUAAAGGCUACAAUCCCUAGACUAAGUAGGUCUCUGGCUGGGGUACGUAGUCUCAGGCAAGACAGGCAGGGUACGAGAAUACAGAGCCCGCUCCCUCACCCAGCUCCCUAUAGACUGGCUUUUUAGGAGGACUAAGAAACUGAUACAUGAUCCCAUUUUACUUUUUCCUUAUCUUCCAUCUCUCAGAUAGGAAACCCUAGAGGAGAAGCUUAAGGGCCAGGGGAAGCCACCAAGGAGGAGACGGCAGAAAGAUGGGGAGUGGAGCCAGUGCUGAGGACAAAGAACUGGCCAAGAGGUCCAAAGAGCUAGAAAAGAAGCUGCAGGAGGAUGCUGACAAGGAAGCCAAGACCAUCAAGCUGCUAUUGCUGGGUGCUGGGGAGUCAGGAAAGAGCACUGUUGUCAAACAGAUGAAGAUCAUUCAUCAGGAUGGCUAUUCACCAGAAGAAUGCCUGGAGUACAAGGCCAUCAUCUAUGGGAAUGUGCUACAGUCCAUCCUGGCUAUCAUCCGGGCCAUGCCCACACUGGGCAUUGACUUUGCUGAAGCAAGCUGUGCAGAUGAUGGGCGACAGCUCAACAACCUGGCUGACUCCAUUGAGGAGGGCAUUAUGCCUCCCGAGCUGGUGGAGGUCAUCAAGAAGUUGUGGAAGGAUAGUGGGGUGCAAGCCUGCUUUGACAGAGCUGCAGAGUACCAGCUCAAUGACUCGGCAUCCUACUACCUGAAUCAAUCAGACCAAAUUACGCCCGACUACCUCCCUAAUGAGCAAGAUGUGCUACGAUCCAGAGUCAAAACCACAGGCAUCAUUGAGACCAAGUUUUCUGUCAAAGACUUGAACUUCAGGAUGUUUGAUGUGGGAGGGCAGAGAUCAGAGAGAAAGAAGUGGAUCCACUGCUUUGAGGGAGUCACCUGCAUCAUUUUCUGUGCAGCCCUCAGUGCCUAUGAUAUGGUGCUGGUGGAAGAUGACGAAGUGAAUCGUAUGCAUGAGUCACUGCACCUGUUCAACAGUAUAUGCAACCACAAGUUCUUUGCAGCUACUUCCAUUGUCCUCUUUCUCAACAAGAAGGACCUCUUUGAGGAAAAAAUCAAGGAAGUCCAUCUCAGCAUUUGUUUUCCAGAGUAUGAUGGGAACAACUCUUACGAGGAUGCAGGGAAUUAUAUCAAGAGUCAAUUCCUUGGGGCUUCCCUGAGUCAAUUCCUUGACCUCAACAUGAGAAAAGAUGUCAAAGAAAUCUACAGUCACAUGACCUGUGCCACAGACACACAGAAUGUCAAAUUUGUAUUUGAUGCAGUUACAGAUAUUAUCAUCAAAGAAAACCUCAAGGACUGUGGACUCUUCUAAUUCUCACCAUUCCUCAAGUAUAUGUUCUAUAAACAGGUUCAGAAUCUGGGUAAUUUCAAGCAGAAAAUUUUAGGUCAAUAUACCAUGACAAGAAUACAUCCAUUCUCCCUUGGAGAUGGAGUAUGUAUGAAUGCAAUUGUGUCCCAUAUGUUCUUUUAAAAGUGGGAUAGCUAGUACAGUUUAAAGAAUGCAGGCCAGGAAUCAGAAGACCCAGGUUCCAGUACUGGUUCUGCCAACUUACUACAAAAAUGUAAAUAUUUCAUUUCUCUGAGGCUUGAGUUCCUCAUCUAUAAAAUGAAGAUAACUUCUCUAUACUACUUUACAGGGUUAUUCUAAUGAUCACAAACAUAACUGAAGGAGGGGAAGGCACAUAAAAGCUGUGUGGUUAGUGACAGAAAGAAAUCCUAUAUAAAAGCUCCCAUUUAUGAAAUUCAACACCAGGUUUUUAGAUGAAUUAUCUCAAACAAAAAAGCAAACCUUCCCUGCAGUCUGCAAAAAAACUAAUUAAAAAAAGAACCUCACUAAACCUACCACCCCUUUUUACUAACAGACCUUUAUGUGCCUUAGCUCAGAGACCUGAAUCACCAGAUAGAAGAUGUGAGUUUCUUAGUUUCUAAGGUACACAUACAGAAAGGAUUUUUUUUUUUUUGGCCGCUCGCACUGUUUGCAGGAUCUUAGUUCCCCAACCAGGGAUUGAACCCCAGCCCUCGGCAGUGAAAGCGCAGAGUCCUAACCACUGGACCUCCAGGGGAUUCCCAAAAAUGAUUUUUAUUAAGCACAGAUUAUCCCUCUGCUCCCAAACUGCCACAAAGACUGUGUUUCCUAUAUCUCUGUAAGUAUAGGGAUACUUAUCCCUGUAAGUAACUUUAUCAGCUAUACUGAAUAAACUUGGAGGACAGAACACACUCCCACUUGGAGUAUUAAUGAUUUUAUUGCUGCCACUUCUCUAUCACAGAAUUUAGAAUAAGUGAGCAAUCCUAAAAUCCUUGUUUCAACCACUACAUGUUUCAGGAGAACAAAAAAGGCAGGUGAUUUUGCUUUAGGCACUGAAAAUCUUUGCAGUUGGGUCCAUGAGAUGCCUGGCUGAAAACAACAUCUCCCCAAACAGGCCAACAAUUAAAUUAUUCCCUGAACUCCUUUGGGGGGAAACAAAGCUUGUAUUUAUCUUGACAGGAGGUGGUGAAGUCAAGUAUAGAUUUAGCAUUUACAACUACUAGUGAGGAAAGCUCUGGGCAUCCAAGAUUUAGUAUAUAAAAGAAAGUGUCAAUUAAAAUGAAUAUCUGCUCCUUGCCAAAAACACACAUUCACACUUAGGCUACUACUAGCAAUAUUGAUACUAGAGAGCCAUAUGAGCUUGAAAUACACUGAAGAAUACAUUUGCAGCUGUUAAAAUUGGAUUCAUUUAAUAGUCUUUCCGAUUCCUUGAAGAGAAACCAACUUGGGAAAAUUACCAGAAAAAUAAGGAAAACUACUCUGCCUACCGCCGAUUAAAAAACAAGCCGAAGAAAAAAAUCUGGGUAAGACUUCUUGCAACCAAGCACUGUUCACGGACUAUACUAAAGGGCACGCUCCAACGAUCACUAACCUCUUUGCUUUAACUCAACAUAUAGGGGCUCUGAGUCUUUUUUUUUUUGGUAUCAUAGAUCCCUCUGGCAGUCUGAUGAAACCUAUGGACCUCUUCUCAGAGUAUUUAAAAAUGCAUAAAAUAAAAUUCAGAGAAUUACAAAGGAAACCAACAUACUGAACCCAGUUUUAUCUUUGGAGUUCUGAAGCCCCAGGUUAAGAAUCUUUGCUAUAGCUAUGAUCUUAUCUAUUCAGGGCCCAGAUGUAACUUUUCCCAUUUAUUCUACCUUCAGGUAGGGUAGCCCCACCUACCCCCAAAUCAUGCCAGAUUAUUUGCUUCUUCUAUUAACUUUUCCUUGAUCUUUGACUCUAGGCAGGAAUUGGUUAUGGGCCAAACUGUAAAAGUCCAACCCAGGCUCCUCGGUUAUUAAUGUUCAUAUAGAACCUGCCCUACAGUACUAGCAUGAAAACAAAGCCAGUGGGACAGGUCUUCUGGUAGAACAAUCUCUAGCAGAAUAAAACAUGGCUGUAUUUUAGUUUUCUUUUGCUCUGGUAGACAUCCCAACUUUUAACUGGUUUAUAAACAAAUUCACACAAGCCACCUUAUAUGCACUUUGCAAAAAGGUUACCUUGGAGGCUUGAUGGGGAAGCAGCAGUACUUAAAAGCAACACUUCUACAGCUGCUAUACUGAAGUUAGGAUCUGGUUAUUCAUCUUAUAAUAUUUUCAAGCUAAAACUCUUCUGGUGAGUCUACACAGAAUAAAAACAGGGGGCCUUGGUCAUCCAUUCUCUUGUUCCUUAGAACAAAGUCAAAAUAAUUUCCCGAAGCUCUUAGCCAACACCGGGAUGUUCUCUGAGUAAAGGUAAGAGGACUUCAAAUGUUCUGGAUAAGCUUCCAAAAAAGGCAUUAAUCCUUAACUGCAGCUUCACUGUUUGUCAGGCCCAGAGAUGGUUCCCAAACCUCAUACUAUUAGAGACAACUCCACUGGUACUUCUCCUACCCAACUGGCUUAUUUUUAUCUCAUGGACAUUUUGAUUGUGUGCAUGAAAAGUUCUCUUUGCAUAAAACAGCUGUUAGAAAGCUUAAAACCAAAAUCAUGCCAUAUACUCACUCUGCUGUCUAUAUCUGUCUUCUUUUGCUUCAUUUUAAAUUUAUACUGUUGAAUUUUAUAUCAUCAGAAAUUGUUUUUUUGUAACAAGAUAGGUCAGAAACUAAUACUCAACCCUAUUUUCACGUACUGCAAUCUUAAUUCUUAAAACGAUAAAGCUAGAAGAAACUUAAAAUAUUCCAGGUCCACUAGCAAUUUAUAGAUAAGAAACUGAGGCCAAGGGAGGUGGAGAGUCUUCAUCAAGAUCACACUGCUAGGAAGUAGCAGAACUAGAACUCCAAAACAGGUCUUCUGAAUCCAAAGCCAGUGGUCUUUCUAUAUGCACCAUGAUACAAACAGCCCACCAUACACUAUAACGAAAAAGUCAAUUUUCUCAUUCUCCUAAGCUCCUUCUAUUCCCAAACAAAUCCUUGGUUAUUUUAAAAUUAUGCGGUGUCUAAAUCAUAGAUAUUUAACAAAAUCAUCUCCACACUAAAUACAAAUUGGUCUCAAAAUGGAAUGUGAAAUUAGCAUAAAACAGUAAAAGUAUAAAUAGCUUUGUUUGUUGAAGGUAUAAUUUUCUGUUCUUAUACUUAGACGGCAGAGACUGUAACACACUUCCCUUGCAUUGCAUGAUUAGACAUUGAUGAAAGUAAGCCAAGUGUAAAUUAAGUUCCAUUUCAUAUAAAUCUGAUGACAGUUGCUUUUUUUUCUUAUAAAAAUAUGAUUGACUCAAAAGGACAAAUACAGUAUGAUUCCACUUAUAUGAAGUACCUAAAGUAGUCAAAUUUAUAAAGACAGAAAUUAUAAUGGAAAUGGGGAAUUAUUAUUUAAUAGGUAUGGUUUCAGUUUGGGAAGAUGAGAAAAGUUUUGGAGAUGAAUGGUAGUAAUGUUGUAUAAUGAUGUGAAUGUACUUAGUACUACUGAACUAUACUCUUAAAAAUAAUUAAAAUGGCAAAUUUUAUGUUAUGUACAUUUUAACACAAUAAAAAAAUGGAAAAAAUAUAAUUGGAAAUGUGCUUUUAUGUUUCUGUCAAUUAAAGGAGGAAUAAAAGCAGCAUAAAAAUUCAGUCUAAAAAUUCAGUAUAACUAUAAAAAACACAUUUACUUGUAACAGUUCUUACUCUGAUUAAAAAAAAAAUCACAUACCCCCAAUAGUUCAAAUCUGGGUGGCCCCAUCCCCAAGGUGAAAAAUAACAGCAUUCAAAAACCACUCUAUACUUGGAGAUGUGCCGUAGACCAAAGUGUGCCGGCCAUGCUGGGUGGAGAAGGUGGUGAAGGGUGAAGAGCUCUUACCUCCCACUUCCCUCUCUACCCGGCACAGCCCCCGGAGCACAGAUUCCAGCAGGACUUCAGUGUUGGGCCAGGGACUGCAAGUGUGCCAGAGCCUCUGGUGAUCCUGCUAGGUAAACGCGUGAAGACAUCUCUGUGAGGUCAAACAGAUACACUGCAGACUGCAGGAACUUUUCUUUCCUUUGGUCAUGGAAAAGUAAGCACCAGUUUGAAUAGAAAAUAAAGAACUGGAUUUAAAUGCAAAACAAAGACCUUUUCACCCUGCUUCGCAAAAUAUAGGGUAAUUUGUAGUUGAACUUCAUUUCAGGUUUUCGAAAUGAAUAUGGGAAAAGUGAUGCUGAGAAAAGACAACCAGCUACAAUGAACACAUUUGUUGGUAUUGUCUUAGGUUACCUUUUUUUGCAGUGGAGUACAAUCUUGAGUAUCAUAAAGAAUAUUUACAAAACACUUUUAAAUGUGUUAUUUCUAUUUGAUCAGAACCAUAGAAUAUCACAGCUAGAAGAAAUAAUUUAGUCUGUCUUUAGAUGAGGGAUAUAAGACUGAAAGAUUUCAUAGCUAGCUGGAAGCAGGGAAAAGACCAGAACCCAGCACAUCAAGCAACUCUCCAACUUCAAAAGAGUCUGAGGACCUUAAUCUUACAUAAGCAAGAAAAAACAGGUAAUUUUUUAUGAUUUGUUAUGUCUACUGGGAUUUUCUCUUACAUAUAAACAAGCCUCUCAGUAAAAAUGUUUGGAUAACCCAAAGGAAUAUGGCCGGAGGUGGGGGUGGAGGGUAAGAAGACAGGAUAAACCAGGUUGUACAGAACUUAAUAUGCCAGCUGUCAAAGAUCUCACAGCUUAGUGAACGCUAACACACUGAGAUGGUGUAUCCCAGAAGUAUGUUUACUAAUAUUUGAUUAUUUCUACUACCAUGUUGAUUCCCACCAGAUUUCAGGAAGGGAGAACAUAUACGACUGGGCAUACAAAGAUUUUAUAUUAUAUUUGACUCCUCAAUCAUUCCCCUUACCUACCCCCUUCCCAAACUCUCUCAAGAAGACUUUCAUGCUAUAGCUAGCUUUGUUCUUUUAUCUACCAACUGUAAAUGAAUAUUCAUGUUAUUACACACAGUUACCUUUGUCAGAGGAUUCUAUCUUUACUUUGGUAUAUCUUUCAAUUUUCACUGAAUAAAUAAAUGGAGUGAAAUAAACAAAAGAAAAGUUUGGAAACCACAAGUUUCUUGUUUUGCCUUAAUUUUAUAUAAAAACAAAAUACUCUAUCUAAAAUGUAGGAACGUUCUUUGACCAAACAGUCCUCAUACUAAUUUUCUGGGUGAAAGCACUUUAAGUCAUGUAGGUGCUUUAUACUUAAUGGCAAAUAAAAAAUAACUUAGUCAUUCACUAGUGAUUUUGAGGUUGUCUACUAUUUGGGUUGAUCUUUAAUAUAAGGUCUAUUCAGUUGUCCCCAAAUAUUGGCCCAGGUUGGCUGCAUCAGAACCACCUGAGGAAUUUAUUUUAAAAAUACAUAUUCCCAGGACCUGGCUCAGACAUUUUAAUUGAGUAGAGUUUAGCCAGAGAAUCUGUAUGUUAAUCUUGCACCUCAGGUAUCUACUGCUGCAUAAUAUUCCAUAUUAUCUCUUAUUCCUGAGAGACUUGAGUAAAGCCAGGUGUAGGCCUGACAUAAUAUCAGAAAAUAACCAUCCUGUCCUGAUUUGUUCUGAAAUAUGCUUUCCUCAGCAGAAGUAACUCAUAAAAGGUUAUGAGAAAACUGGGGGGUGGGAAUGGGGAUUUAAUUAAAACCUAAACCAAGGUAAAAAGGAACAAGGAUCUUGACCAUCCUGGAAGUUAGUUCUCCAGUACGCCUCACUUAAAUCUUUUACUUUCUGAUAGUUCAUAGUAAGAGCAACUUUCAGUUCCAGGCCGCUAAGCAGCCUGGUUUUCUCUUGUGUUUGGUGGCCAUAAAGUUAUACGGAGAGCUGUGGCUGGUCCAGGUCAGAUCUCUGAUUUGUACUUUGAAGUCUAAACUGGAACACAAAAAUUACCUGGCAGUACUUGGAAACUGAGAUAAUUUUGUUCUUAAAGUCAGUGUCACAUAUGAAAGAUUUCACAGGUAAUAUCAGUGAGUAGAGGGCUGUUGUUUUUUGAACAUCUAGAAGGGAAAAAAAUCAAAGACACAUUUUUAAUUGGAUGAGAAACUAACUUUCCCUUAUAUGUAACUGCCAAUACAGCAAGGAGCUCUGCAACAGGAAACUCCAGAACUAUGCUAAGCAAAUGGAUAAAUAUAAAAAGUAACUAAUCAGGUCAGGCAAGCAAUGUCCAAAGAAAGUCACAGCUACAAAUCAGAGAACAGUGGCCAGGAUAUAAGAAUAACAGGUGGGCAAAUAAAUUAGAAGAACCAGCAGUUAUUCCUAAAUACUCCAUAAUGUGCAUAUAAUAAAACACAAAUAUAAUACAUAAGAGAAUAAAAAAUAAACAAGGGAAGAAAACAGCUUUUUAAAAUUUGGUCCAUCUAUUCUUAGAAUGCAGCACCUUGUGAAAAAUAACAACCCAUCAGUAUGAUACACUGAACUAGAGGUUUAGAAUUCAAACUGUCCAAGGUGAAAAUGACAUUUCAAGAUCCACUUAUGAAUAACUGUAAAAAUUCUUGGAAUUUUCAUGCCAGGAGGUGAAAUUUGUUGCAAGGCUGAAAUUAUAAGGUUAGGGAAGACUGGCCAUUAAGGAGCAGAAUACUUCCUCUUUACAUAGAGCCUAAUGGAUGGCAAUUCUACAGCCCAGAGUUUUAAUCAGGUGGAGAAGAUGUGACUGUCAACAAAAUAAAGGUACUGUUACAAUCCUUCCUGCUAGUGUCUGUUUACUGUCCUUUAUUCGUUAAAAUUUAAUUUUCUUAGAUGUGCUGAUUUCUUACAUGGUCCAA
Molecule: messenger RNA, 8669 nt
Organism: Physeter macrocephalus (sperm whale)
Lineage: Eukaryota; Metazoa; Chordata; Mammalia; Artiodactyla; Physeteridae
Gene: GNAT2
Product: G protein subunit alpha transducin 2
Biological process (GO): detection of chemical stimulus involved in sensory perception of bitter taste; adenylate cyclase-modulating G protein-coupled receptor signaling pathway
Cellular component (GO): photoreceptor inner segment; heterotrimeric G-protein complex; photoreceptor outer segment
Molecular function (GO): G-protein beta/gamma-subunit complex binding; G protein-coupled receptor binding; GTPase activity
Source: RefSeq, a predicted model, not a curated record